Apis florea (little honeybee) is the source of this 1420-nucleotide messenger RNA. RefSeq names its product acyl-CoA-binding domain-containing protein 4. Gene Ontology annotation, molecular function: fatty-acyl-CoA binding. Gene Ontology annotation, cellular component: cytoplasm. The record is from RefSeq and is a predicted model, not a curated record. NCBI's taxonomy places the organism in Eukaryota, Metazoa, Arthropoda, Insecta, Hymenoptera, Apidae. Gene Ontology annotation, biological process: fatty acid metabolic process.
UUUAAUUCAGAAAACAUCGAAUUAUUUUCUUACUAUUAAUAGUUUGAAAAUAUUUCGAAUAUUUCAAGGUGGUAGAUAUUAACGAAGAAAAGAAAAAUAUUAGUGAUCAUUAAAAAGUGAAUGUGAAUAUUUAUCUGUUCAAAGUCAGCGGAUUUUACCAUGACGACAGAAGAACAAUUUCAAGCGGCUGUUAAUGUAAUCAGGAAUUUGCCAAAAAAUGUCCUUUAAUUUUAGGAGCAUAUCAACCUAGCAAUGAAAUUAUGCUACGUUUUUAUGCAUAUUAUAAACAAGCAACAGAAGGACCAUGUCAACAACCAAAGCCAGCUUUUUGGGAAGUGGUUAAAAAGGCAAAAUGGGAUGCUUGGACACGUUUGGGAAAUAUGAGUAGAACAGAAGCUAUGAAUAAUUAUGUAGAAGAAUUAAAAAAGAUUGUAGAAACAAUGUCUUACACAGACAAAGUAGCUAAUUUUUUAGAUAGUUUAGAUUCAUUUUGUGAAAGUGUUCCACCUGAAGAUUUGGAACUACUUCUUGGUCCUGUAUUAGAACGUAUGCGUUCACAACCUGGAAUGCCAUUAUCUGGUUCUCCUUUAGCAUCAAGAGAAACAUCACCACAUAGAGUUUGUAAUAUAACUCGACAUAUUGCAAGUAGUUUAGAAACUAGCCCAGCCACUAGCCAUGGUACAAGUCCACCUGAUACUGAUGGUGAAGAAGAAUUUAUAGAUACUGUUGAAUCAGCUCCAGAACGAAUACAAAAAGAUACAACAAAAACCUCUAAUGUUAUUCAGAAAAUGACUAAUGGCUUAAAUAUUUCUACUGAAAAAAUUAAUGAAUUAAUUCCUCAAAAAGAAAAUUCUUCGGAGUUAAUUAAUGGAUACACUAAUACAAAUGGUUAUACAGAACCACUAAUAGAGAAUAAACAAGAAAGAAAUAAACAACGAAUUAAAAAAGAUGAAAAAUCCAAUGAUGAAUUUUUUAAUCAAAUAGCUACAACUAUGCAAAAUUUGCAAAGAGAUUUAGAUCGAAUAACGACCAGAGUACGCAGUUUAGAAGGACAAACAUUACAGGCAUUGGCACCAUCAAUAAUACAUAAACAGCCUACUUCAUAUCCAAAAUGGUGGCCUUUACCAGAAUGUUCACCGCGAUUAUUCACUAUCUUAAUUAUAUGGCCGUUUAUAACACAGUUUUUGAUUUCUUUAAUACAACGUUAUCGUCAACGAAGGCUGUGAUUUAAACAUUACCACUAUUUCAUUCAAAGUAUAUUCCAUUAUUUAAUAUUAGGUAAUGAAUUCACAUUAAUGUUGAAUUCAAAUAAUAUAGACAUUUUCUAAGAAUUAUUAAUUUAAACGCGUAUUUGGCCAAAACUGCGAUUCGUGUAGAUUGCAUUUAUAAGCGAAUAAUCAAUCGUAUAAAAGUUUUAAAA